Messenger RNA from Polistes dominula (European paper wasp), 2214 nucleotides. It is a transcript of the gene tamo, whose product is annotated as PUB and ZnF_RBZ domain-containing protein tamozhennic. Lineage: Eukaryota; Metazoa; Arthropoda; Insecta; Hymenoptera; Vespidae. The record is from RefSeq and is a predicted model, not a curated record. Gene Ontology annotation, cellular component: cytoplasm.
UAGAGGAUACGAUUGGUUUAUGGAUCUGACGUACAUAACAUAACCAAAAAAAGUUAGACAGGAAAAUAUUUACUGCUAUUUUUUAAGUGAUAUAAAAUGUCAUUUAGUUCAGAUAAUUUGAUGAAUCAAUUCGUUUGAAAUGAACCAUCCUGCAAAUGACAAAAGAUAUAAUGAUAGCUCACCUAGAAAAUCCCGUGGCACCUCUUCUAUAUAUAGGAUUUAUUUUUAGGUUGGAGCUAGCCAUAAUUCGUAUCAAGAAUCUGUUUCAACGUUGAAUUUCUAGGAGGAACAAAAAUGGCAAAUGACUUAAUUCUUCGGGGCAAAGACAAACUCCAAGAAAUUAGUAUGAAGUUAGAACAAAGUCAUCUGGCUUACCUACAAACCGAUGAUAGUCCAUUAAAAUUAGACCAACGUCGUAAGCUAGAAGGAUUUAUCAAGGAAUACCUCUACCUUGUUCCUAAUGAAAAUAAAUACAUGUUUCAUGAAACGGCUGAUAUUUUACGCAGAUCUGCUGCUACAUUGCAAGAUUUUAGUGGUUAUAGAGCUGCCACUGCUUGGAGUGCAAUUUCUUUAUACGCUGCAAAUCUCGUUGCACAACCUUGGAGGAAAGAGUACAGAACGUUAAGGACCUAUAGUGGAUUCUACAAACAUGAAGUACAAGCUAAUUUAAUAGGAGGAGAAUUGAUGUUUGAACAAAUGGGAUAUAAGCAUGCAGCCAGGGAAGUGCUCGUUUUAGAAGGUCCGAUAGAUCCAGACAAAGUGACUAACGUUAGUAGAGAUGCGAUAGUGGCUUUUGUAGAAUGUCAGAUCUUAAAACAGAUAUGGGAAUGUGUCUCGAAAAAUUAUACCGUUUCUUGGCUCGAAGUUUUAGAAUUUCGUGAGAAUCACGUUGGAACUCCUGAACAAGCUAUCAGAGCUUUGAAUCAAUGUUUUCUUGAAAAAAUGCACCAAAGUCGUAUAAAAAUUGAUGCAUAUAGAAACUAUCAUUAUCCGCAACUUGCAACCGUGAAUGCUAUACCACCAGCUAUUAAUUAUCAUAUGCCAUCCAACACUUACAGUAUACCACCAUAUCCUUCAGAUUAUAGAUGCAUUAAUGAUACAAAUAUGACACCUAAAAAUUACCAUUAUUUUAAUUUAAUGGAUCAUGGGAUGGUAAAUCGUUAUGGUACAUACGGAUGUAUGCCAGUAGGAAAUAAGUGUAGUAGUAUUCAUAAUACUUCCUAUUAUCCUACAGUACCAGCAUAUGCAACAAAAAUACCAGCGGAUAGGCUAGUAGAACUUAAUAUGCCACUUCCAGUCGUGAAUUAUGAUAAAACAUGUAAAAAACCAUCGCAAAGAACUUUUGAUAUGGACGAAUUGGAUUUUCAUAAAAGACAACCUAUCGAUUCGGAUUACGAUUAUGCUAAAGUUGAUAAAAAAUGUAUAAAACCAUAUUCGAACAUAGAGAAAAACACACACGAAAAUUGGGACUUUGUUUAUAAAAAUUUAGAAAGUCAGGGAUAUUCGAAGGAUCUUGGUGAUAGAGAAGAUAUUUUAAACAAAACAGAGACAGAUUUACGAUUUUCUAAACAAAAGCCAUUAAGGUCUUCUGAAAACGAAGAAAAGUAUAAUAUUUAUCGAUUGGAGAAAAAGAAGACUGGAAGAGGAGAUGCAAAGGAUAUUAAUAAUCACAUUACUAAUGGACGAAAGCACCAUCAAGAUACAUUAUCGAUUAAAAAGAAAUCCUCUUCUUUUGAUUUAUCCGAUUCAAAUAGAUAUCACAUCGAUGUUACCACAGAGAAUCCAUCGUAUUUAUAUGGUACAGUGAAAAAACACGAUAGUCAGAUCGUACCGAUGCAACGAUCGCAUCAUUCGUCUGAACAAAUUUCAAGGAUUGCUAAUUCAAUAAAUCAUUUGGAAUUGUCAGAAUCCAAAAAGGAAUCUAAUAGUAAAGAUCAAAAUAAAUGGAAUUGUGCUACUUGCACAUUCUUAAAUUCACCCGAAAAAGAAAUUUGUGAAAUGUGUAUGAAAUCAAAAUUUAAAGGAAACGAAGAUAAACCGUUGGCAAGCGGCGGUAAGGAAUGCCCAAAGUGUACAUUAGUAAACGAGAAAAAUGUUUCCGUCUGUGAUGUUUGCGGUGAAAGUUUGAAAGAUUCUCCAACUUAUAUAUAAAAAUAUUCUCUCUUUGUAAAAAGGUAACGUUUUAUUUCUCAAUAUGAUUUUCGCAUGAAAAAA